Molecule: messenger RNA, 645 nt
Organism: Naumovozyma castellii
Lineage: Eukaryota; Fungi; Ascomycota; Saccharomycetes; Saccharomycetales; Saccharomycetaceae
Gene: ERP2
Product: Erp2p
Exons: 1
Coding region: 1-645 (214 amino acids)
Source: RefSeq, a predicted model, not a curated record
AUGUUAAACUUCAAUCAAUUGGUCUCACUGUUUGCCCUGUUCACGUGGCACAUUGUUGAGUUCGCCUCAGCAUCAUCUUCCUCUUCUAGUUAUUCACCAAUGGUCCUUUCACUACCUGCAUUUACCACUGAAUGUUUAUAUCAUGAUAUUUUGAACGAUGAAGACACUUUGGUGGUUAGUUAUCAAGUUAUGACGGGUGGUAAUUUUGAAAUUGAUUUUGAGAUUACUGCUCCAGACGGAUCCCAAUUAGUCCUAGAGAAACAAAAGAAGUAUUCCGAUUUUGUAUUGAAAUCAUUCGGUUUGGGUCAAUACACUUUUUGUUUCACGAAUUCUUAUGGGACUGCUUUAAAGAAGAUUGAAUUCACUUUGGAGAUGGAAAAGAAAUUGGAUAAUUCUAAUGUUAACGCUGAAGAUAUCGUCGCAUCAAAUGCCAUUGAAGAAAUUGAAAGAAACUUGAAUAAGAUUACCAAAACUUUGAACUAUUUAAGAGCAAGAGAAUGGAGAAAUAUGUCUACCGUGGAAUCCACUGGAUCAAGACUAGUUUGGUUGUCAUUAUUAGUUAUGGGUGUCAUGGUUGGUAUUAGUGCCGUCCAAGCCUUUGUCAUUCAAUUCUUCUUCAAGAGUCGUCAAAGAAAUUUCGUUUGA